This is a messenger RNA of Daphnia pulicaria, 917 nucleotides long. RefSeq lists its product as uncharacterized. Bases 73 to 873 code for a protein of 266 amino acids. NCBI's taxonomy places the organism in Eukaryota, Metazoa, Arthropoda, Branchiopoda, Diplostraca, Daphniidae. The record is from RefSeq and is a predicted model, not a curated record. Gene Ontology annotation, molecular function: N-acetyltransferase activity. The transcript is spliced from 2 exons.
UUCAAUCAUAAUUAAAAUAAUUUAUCAAUUCAAACUUAUUUUUUAUCCGAAAUUAGUUUUCUUAUUUUGGAGAUGAUCAAAAAGUCCUGUCUGUUCCUGUCCGAUCCUGUCCAUUCCUGUCCAUUCCUGUUCAGUCCUGCGUGUCGUCAAUGUAUGCAUAGUGCCCAUAUGAAUUCGUUUCCAAGAAAUUUUGUUGCUAAGGACGGGCGAGUGCUCACAAUUGAUGUGGCUCGAUUAGAAGAAUUGGCGGAAGUGGUUGAAUUUAGGAAACAUCACUUUAACUCAAUCUCACCUGUCUGUUACUUGGUCAACGAUAGAAAUAACGAAACAAUCGAUAUAGAUAAACGUGUCCGUGAAAGUACGCACAAAAACUUGUCCGGCUGCGAGAAAAAUCCGAUAUCGUUGACAAUGCGCGAUUCGACUGGCCGGCUGGUGGCUGUUGCACUAAACAAAUUAAUCGAAAAAUCCGAGGCCGAUGAUCCAGCAGGUCUACCACCAGCUCAAGAAAAGCCACGACUGAUUGUGUCGCUACUUGACGACCUCGAACGAGGCAUUGAUCUGUUUGCGACUUACAACACCGAGACAAUUUUCGAACUUUGGAUAUUGUCAGUCGACAAAACGUAUGGCCAAUUGGGCCUGGCAACAGAGUUAACGAGGCUGUCACUCGACUUGGCUAAGGCCAACAACGCCGGAGCUGUCAAAUGUUUGGCGGUGAGUCAAUACAGUGCCAAAGCUGCUGCUAAAAACGGCCUGGAGACGAUCCGGACCAUUGAUUACGCAACUUACGAAUUCAACGGAGAUAAACCUCUGGCCAAUCUGACCGACCUGCAGGAAGAGCAUCCCGUCGCACGUCUAAUGGCACGUCGCAUAUAAAAUAGUUUCGCACUCGCCGUGAUCAAUCUCUAAAUGUGUCGCGC